This is a messenger RNA of Corapipo altera (White-ruffed manakin), 2862 nucleotides long. Its product is annotated as pre-mRNA-splicing factor ATP-dependent RNA helicase DHX16-like. The record is from RefSeq and is a predicted model, not a curated record. Gene Ontology annotation, molecular function: ATP binding; RNA binding. Gene Ontology annotation, cellular component: catalytic step 2 spliceosome; intracellular anatomical structure. NCBI's taxonomy places the organism in Eukaryota, Metazoa, Chordata, Aves, Passeriformes, Pipridae.
AGGGCGGAGGGAGGCGUCAUGGCGGCCGCGGCCAUGGCCGGGCUGGAGCGCUGGGUGUCCGGGCAGCUGCAGGAGCUGCUGGGGCUCAGCGCCCGCCACGUCCCCGCCUUCCUGGUGGCGCUGGCGCGGCGGAGCCGCAGCACCGAGGAGCUGCUGGAGCGGCUGCGGGAGACGGAGGCGCUGCGGGUGGAGGAGCCGCGAGUGCGGGAGUUCGCCAGGGAGCUGUGGGAGAAGGUGCCCCGCGAAGCCCCCCGGGAGCCCCCCGGGCGGGCGGCCGAGCGGGCGGCGCUGGAGCUGCAGCGAAGGUCCCAGAGGUACCAACUGGUGGAGAGCGACGAUGAGGGGGCGGGGCCGGCGCCGGGACACGCCCCCCGCGAGGAGCCACGCCCCCGCCGGAGGAGGGGCCACCUGAGGAGGAGGCGGCGCUCGGAGUCCCCCGAGAGCCCCCCCGGGACCCCCAAGGGCGACAAUGGGGGGUCACCGACAGCCCCCGUGGAUCCCGAGGAGGAGGAGUGGGAGGCGUCGGAGCGGGAGCGGCUCCGGGACCUGGAGGAACGAGACGCCUUCGCCGAGCGGCUCCGGCGCCGCGACAGCGCCCGGAAAACACGCCCCGACUCCAAGGCCUACGAAGAAGCCCAAAAACGCCUCAAAAUCGCUGAGGAGGACCAAAAAACCAUGAUCCCGGAGCUCCGGAAGCGCUCCCGCCGGGAAUACCUGGCCAAGCGGGAGCGGGACAAGCUGGAGGAGCUGGAGCUGGAGAUCCAGGACGAGGAAUUCCUGUUCGGGGAGGAAUCCCUGACGGGCCCGGAGCGCCGGGACCUGGAAUACAAACGGCAGCUCCGGGACCUGGCGCGGGAAUACAAACGGGCCGGGGACAGGGAGCGCCUGGAGAAGAGCUCCAGAUACCACAUCCCGGAGGAGACUCGGGGGAAGGUGGGAAUCCUGGGAUUGGGGGGCCGGGGGGGGGAGGAGGCCCUGGCCCCCCGUGACGAGCAGCAGCGUUGGGAGGAGCAGCGUCUGGGGGCGGCCGUGCUGCGUUUCGGGGCGCGGGACGCGGCCCUGCAGGGCCCCCCCCGGGACUACGAGCUGCUGCUGGAGGAGGAGGAGAUGGUGCAGUUCGUCAGCGCAGCCCACCUCGAGGGAACACACCCCCCCGAGGAGGCCCCCCCGGAGGUGUCGGAGCUGGAAAGGCGCCGGCAGUCGGCCCGGGAGAGCCGCCGGAGCCUCCCCAUCUUCCCGUUCCGGGACGAGCUGGUGGCGGCCGUGGGGCAGCACCAGAUCCUCGUCAUCGAGGGCGAGACCGGCUCGGGCAAAACCACCCAGAUCCCCCAGUACCUGCACGAGGAGGGGUACACGAGGCAGGGGCUGAAGAUCGGGGUGACCCAACCGCGCCGCGUGGCCGCCAUGAGCGUGGCUGCCAGGGUGGCCGUGGAGAUGGGGACAAAGCUGGGCAACGAGGUUGGGUACAGCAUCAGGUUCGAGGACUGCACCUCGGACAGGACGGUGCUCAAGUACAUGACGGACGGGAUGUUACUGAGGGAGUUCCUCACCGAGCCAGACCUGGCCUCCUACAGCGUGAUCAUGGUGGACGAGGCCCACGAGCGGACGCUGCACACGGACGUGCUGUUCGGGCUCAUCAAGGACAUCGCCCGAUUCCGGCCCCAGCUCAAGGUCCUGGUGGCCUCGGCCACGCUGGACACCCAGAGGUUCUCGGCCUUCUUCGACAACGCGCCCGUGUUCCGCAUCCCGGGGCGGCGCUUCCCCGUCGACAUCUACUACACCAAGGCCCCCGAGGCCGAUUACCUGGAGGCCUGUGUGGUGUCGGUGCUGCAGAUCCACGUCACCCAACCCCCCGGGGACAUCCUCGUCUUCCUCACGGGACAGGAGGAGAUCGAGGCGUGCGUGGAGCUGCUGCAGGAGCGCUGCCGCCGCCUGGGCUCGCGCCUGCCCGAGCUGCUGGUGCUGCCCAUCUACGCCAACCUGCCCUCAGACCUGCAGGCCAAGAUCUUCCAGCCCACCCCCCCCGGUGGGCGAGAGGUGGUGGUGGCCACGAACAUCGCGGAGACGUCGGUGACGAUCGACGGCAUCGUCUACGUGCUCGACCCCGGCUUCUGCAAGCAGAAGAGCUACAGCGCCAGGACCGGCAUGGAGUCCCUCGUGGUGACCCCCUGCUCCAGGGCCUCGGCCAACCAGCGUGCAGGCCGUGCGGGCCGGGUGGCCCCCGGGAAGUGUUUCCGUCUCUACACGGCCUGGGCCUUCCAGCACGAGCUGGAGGAGACGCCGGUGCCCGAAAUCCAGCGCUGCGACCUGGGGUCCCUCGUGCUGCUGCUCAAGAGCCUCGGGAUCAACGACCUGAUUCACUUCGACUUCCUGGACCCCCCUCCCCACGAGACCCUGGUGCUGGCCCUGGAGCAGCUCUAUGCCCUGGGGGCCCUCAACCACCUGGGAGAGCUCACCACGCUCGGGCGCCGCAUGGCCGAGCUGCCCGUGGAGCCCAUGUUGGCCAAGAUGAUCCUGGCGUCCGAGCAGUACGGCUGCACCGAGGAGGUGCUGACGGUGGCCGCCAUGCUCUCGGUGAACAACGCCGUGUUCUACCGGCCCAAGGACAAGGUGCUGCACGCCGACAGCGCCCGGGUGGGCUUCCACCUGCCCGGGGGGGACCACCUGGUGCUGCUCAACGUCUACAACCAGUGGGUGGCCAGUGGUCACUCCCUGCAGUGGUGCUACGAGCACUUUGUCCAGGCCCGUUCCCUGCGCCGGGCGCGGGACGUGCGGGAGCAGCUCCAGGGGCUCAUGGAGCGCGUGGAAAUCGCCCCCUCCUCGUGUGGGGGGAACCUGGACCUCGUCAGGAAGGUACCUGGG